This is a messenger RNA of Brassica rapa (field mustard), 354 nucleotides long. RefSeq names its product keratin, type II cytoskeletal 68 kDa, component IB-like. The record is from RefSeq and is a predicted model, not a curated record. NCBI's taxonomy places the organism in Eukaryota, Viridiplantae, Streptophyta, Magnoliopsida, Brassicales, Brassicaceae.
AUGGUUGAUGUUAAGCGAGCUGUUCCAAAGGAGUUGUCUCCGAGUCCAGCUCGCAGCAGCCCGCUAGGUGCUGGCUACAGCUAUGGAGUCAGUAGAGUUAACAACCUCCUUAAUGGAUAUGCUCAAGGGUUUAGCCUUGGAGGCUAUGGGCUUAGGAUGGAUGGUAGGUUUAGUCCCAUUGGUGCUGGGAGAAGCGGGUUUGCGAGUUUCGGUGGGUCUGGAUAUGGGCAGGGGUUGCCCACAGGGUUCACUGGAGGUUCAAGUUUCAAUGGGAACGUAGACUAUGGGAGAGGGAUGAGCCCUUACUACAUUGGUAACACGAACCGGUUUGGUUAUGAAGGAGGCAGUGCAUGA